AUACAACACGUGUUUGACGGUCAGUGUAGUACGACUUGCUAACAUGAAUAUCGCGGGUUACCUUACACUGAUCGUCGUCGUCAUCGACAAAACCGCGGCAGUCUCUCUCCUCACAGACGACAAUGUACAGAACUCUACUAACCAAAAUCUCGUCGGAGUGAAUGGCCAAAACGUGGACGUGUUCAGACAACUACUGAAUCAAGAAACUAUCAUCAGAAUGACCUUGGUCAAAAAUGUCCACGCGUUGAUGAAAGACAUGUUGACUUUAAAGGAAAACCUCGCUGUGGCCGAACAAAAAAUUUCUGUACUGAAAACGGAGGUCCAAGAAUUAAAACUGGAAAACCACGUCUUGAAAAAUGAGAGUAAAGUACACAGUAGACGCCUCUCGGAAAUGGAAAGAAAUGUUACACAAGUUUCUGAAAAGCACGAGGUGUUCCAAAGAAAUAUCGAUAUCGAGCGGAAGGCAUUUGAACUGAAUGUUUCCGACAUACUGGCAGACAUUAAAAUCGAGGUACGGUAUUUGUCUAUAACCUUGCUGGAUCUAAACGCACACACUCGUCAAAUUGAAAGUGACAUUCCAGACAUCAUGGAUCAAAAGAUCCUAGCGAUGUUUGAGUCCGUAAACUCUUCAUUGGAAAACUUCAAUGCGACGAUAGCGGCUACGGACAACAAAUUUUCAGUUCAGCUUUCGGACCUCGAGAAUUCACAUUCUGGAGUUUUAUCAACUGUCACUGGUUACAUGAACAAAACAGUAGACAGUCUGAAGGUCGAGCUGAAGGACGCGCAGAUUGAACAACUGAAGUUAUCCUCCACUGUGACCUCUCUAGAGAUGUUCCGAAUGAAUCUGACCAACACUAAAUGUGAUCUUCAAAAGAAAGUGGCCUUCACCGCGGGGGUGACGUCUACCAGUAGUACCUGGAACAGCGGGACGUUAGUAUUUCCGGUUGUCAUUAACAACAUCGGGGGUGGAUACAAUCCCAGUACUGGUGUUUUCACGGCCCCUACAGAGGGACACUACGUCUUCUUCGUCACUGUCGUGGAAUAUAGUACACAAUACAGCAGGGUUGACAUUGUCCUGAAUGGGUCAUCUAAGGUCAGAACUAUAGGAGAUAAUAAUGCAGCUUACCAGACGGGAGUAAACAUGGUUGUCCUUCGGCUUCAGCAGGGAGACACGGUGUGGAUCGGACAUAACUCUGGCAAAGGUUAUUUCACCGAUAGUAUUCCCAUCACAACGUUCUCUGGCUUCCUCCUUUAACUUACACUUACCAAGGUCAGAGGUCAGAUUGAAUUUGUUUUAUUAUAACUCCAUACUUAGAUAGGAUAUAUGAUCGUGUCUAUAUCCACUACACACCCUCAUGAUACAUGUAUAGAAAUAAUCAUUCUCGUAAUUACAUGUCUUUGUAUAUAAUUUUAUCCUCGUAUUUAUAUGGAAUGGUCAUUCUCGUGUUUAUUUGUAAUAAUCAUUCUCGUGAUUUUAUGUAACAAUCAUGUUUGUGUUUAUAUGUAAUGAUCAUUCUCGUGUUUAUAUGUAAUAAGAAUUGUCAUGUUUAUAUGUAAUAAUAAUUAUAGUGUUCAUAUGUAAUAAUCAUUCUCGUGUUCAUAUUUAAUAAUCAUUCUCGUGUUUAUAUGUAAUAAUCAUUCUCGUGUUUAUAUGUAAUAAUCAUUCUAGUUUUUAUAUGUAAUAAUCAUUCUAGUGUUUAUAUGUGUUAAUCAUUCUAGUUUUUAUAUGUUAUAAUAAUUCUCGUGUUUAUAUGUAAUAAUCAUUCUAGUGUUUAUAUGUUAUAAUAAUUUUAGUGUUGAUAUGUAAUAAUCAGUCUCGUGUUUAUAUGUAAUAAUCAUGUUUGUGUUCAUAUGUAAUAAUCAUGUUUGUGUUCAUAUGUAAUAAUCAUCCUGUUGUUGAUAUAUAAUAAAGAUUCAUUUCACACCUUCA
Ostrea edulis (European flat oyster) is the source of this 1930-nucleotide messenger RNA. RefSeq names its product multimerin-2-like. NCBI's taxonomy places the organism in Eukaryota, Metazoa, Mollusca, Bivalvia, Ostreida, Ostreidae. Gene Ontology annotation, molecular function: protein binding. The transcript has 3 exons. The record is from RefSeq and is a predicted model, not a curated record. Bases 44 to 1255 code for a protein of 403 amino acids.